AUGCCUCCUCCAUCCUUCUCUCCUCUCUUCCUCCUCUUCUUCCUCCUGUGUCCUGAGGUGUGGAGCUAUGAGGCCCCCGAGGAUAAGCAGGAUGUAUUUGCUAGAAAAGCCUGCCCUGCUUUCCUGACCUUCACCAAUGCUGCCUACCUGGCUGGAGUCACUCUGGAGUUGCCCUGCCACUGCAAACCACAACAGGUCCAGUCAGUUGUGUGGUUCUAUAGGAAACAUCUGGACGGCUCCAAGGAGACCAGAGCCCUGACUGAUCACCAUGGCAACAAGCUGCUUGACCCUAGCCAUGUCCCUCACAGUGGCGCCCUGCAGAGUCGAUUCUCCAUCCGUCUCUUCAGCCUGCUCAUCUUCAGGGCGGGUCCCGACGACUCCGGCAUCUAUAUGUGCGGCUCCGCCCACAAAGACUUCUUCCAUGGUUACGACCUGGACAUCCAGGAAGCACGUACGCUCACUUCAGAAACUACGAGCAAGAAAAGGAAAGAAAGAAAAUCACUCGGUUCUGCUCAGCCGCUGUACCAGGUCUUCACCAGCUUCCGGCCCUGGUCAGUCUGCGAUCGCUGUGGAGCACCAGGAGAGCAGGUUCGUGUUGGACUCUGCUACGUCCACUCCCACUUCCUGCAUGUACGCUACAGACGGGCCAAUCAGACGGUCACUUCAUGCGGCUCAGGGGCGGUGCCCAGGGCUUUUGGUCGACUGAAGCGUAGUAGAGUUGGAGCCAAGCUGGAAGUCAAAAGCUGUCAAGUAACUUGUCCAAGUAAACCUCCCCCAUCUUCCAAAAUCCUUGCUCUGAUGGCGUUUCUUGGGUACAAUUCUGCCUCCUUGCCAGUGGAGGUACCAGUGUUUUACCUGAAUCACCCUGCAGACCAUGUCUUGACCCUGGGCUGUCCUGGGGCACGACCUAACAUGGCCGUGGCCUGGGACCGAGGAUCUGAACCCAUCUACCGAUCUGAACACUCGGCAGCUCGUAACCUCAGCGCCACACCCCCCAGGCUGCUGAUAGACGCCGGACACCACCUGGUCUUCAAACCUGCAAAAACUCAGGACUCAGGUGUCUACUACUGCUGGCUGCAGGGUCACCAGGCUGCCGAGAUACGUCUGCUGGUCUACGUCCACUUGGGGCGGGGACAGUCUGUGACAUCACAUCCUGACUUCCCAAGAGCUGUAAAGACAGUGUUAACAUCAUAUGCUGUCAUGACAGCGGUAUUUUGCCUUCUAGUGUUCGGCAGAGCUGGAGUCCGACACCUCAGAGACACCAGAGAAACACAUACGGAUUAA
Molecule: messenger RNA, 1284 nt
Organism: Dicentrarchus labrax (European seabass)
Lineage: Eukaryota; Metazoa; Chordata; Actinopteri; Moronidae
Product: Ig-like V-type domain-containing protein FAM187A
Exons: 5
Coding region: 1-1284 (427 amino acids)
Source: RefSeq, a predicted model, not a curated record